AUAUUCAAUUGUGAUGAAACGGGUUUAUUUUUUCGAGCACUUCCUGAUAAAACAUUAUGUUUAAAAAACGAAAUUUGUCGUGGAGGUAAAAAAGCUAAAGAUCGUUUAACUAUUUUAUUAUGUGUAAAUAUGAUCGGGGAAUUUGAAACUCCAUUAAUAAUUAAAAAAUCACUAAAACCACGUUGUUUCAUAAGUAUAAAUGUAUCAACGUUAUGUGUUAAUUGGAAUGCUAACCGUAAAGCAUGGAUGAAUCGAGAUUUAAUGACAGACUGGCUAAUGUGUUUUAACAGAAAAAUGGAGAUGGAAAAUAGAAAAAUUAUUUUAUUUUUAGAUAACGCUAGCAUACAUCCUGAUACAUUAAACUUAAAAAAUAUAAAACUAAUAUUCCUACCUCCAAAUACAACUUCGAUUUGGCAACCACUACAUCAAGGAAUAAUUCAAAAUUUUAAAGUUCAUUAUCGCCAACGAUUACUUCGUCAUAUUUUAUCUAAAAUUGAUCAGAAUGUAGAAAACAAAUCUAUAAACGUUUUAGAUGCAUUUUUUUGGAUAAAGUCCGCAUUAAAGAAUAUAAAACCAAAGAUAGUCAAAAAUUGUUUUAAAAAGUCGGGAUUUUUUUCGUCCGAUACAGCAAAGUAUGUAAUGGAACAUGACAAUGUUACAAAUUUGAACAUAUUCUCAGAACUUGUACCGAGUAGGGGAGAAUGGAGGAAUGGCAGUCACCUAAGCAAGAAUAUCGAUUUCCGGCAAACGGUUAAUUCAAAACACUAUUAA
This is a messenger RNA of Sipha flava (yellow sugarcane aphid), 771 nucleotides long. Its product is annotated as tigger transposable element-derived protein 6-like. The transcript has a single exon. Gene Ontology annotation, molecular function: DNA binding. Gene Ontology annotation, cellular component: nucleus. The record is from RefSeq and is a predicted model, not a curated record. The annotation marks the transcript as partial. Lineage: Eukaryota; Metazoa; Arthropoda; Insecta; Hemiptera; Aphididae.